Messenger RNA from Sporothrix schenckii 1099-18, 2013 nucleotides. RefSeq names its product Cytochrome P450 family protein. NCBI's taxonomy places the organism in Eukaryota, Fungi, Ascomycota, Sordariomycetes, Ophiostomatales, Ophiostomataceae. The transcript is spliced from 4 exons. The coding region runs from base 1 to 2013 and encodes 670 amino acids. The record is from RefSeq and is a predicted model, not a curated record. Gene Ontology annotation, molecular function: oxidoreductase activity, acting on paired donors, with incorporation or reduction of molecular oxygen; iron ion binding; monooxygenase activity.
AUGGGUGCCACCGAGCAUCCAGCCCUCCUUCAGCACACGGGCAUCCCCGUUUCCCUCGUCAUUCUUGGCCUCUCCUUCCUUGUUUUUGCCGCGUGGCUCGUCCGCCGUGACCGUCGCCUUGCCCACAUCCCUGGACCAGCUUGGUGUCGCUUCACGGAUGUCCCCCGUCUUCGCUGGGCGUGGUCCGAACGCAUCCAUGAGACCCACAUCGCGCUGCACCGCCGCUACGGCGACCUUGUCCGCGUGGGCCCGCGCUGUGUCAGCAUCGGCACGCCGCGCGCCAUCCAGGCCGUCUAUGGCACGGGCGCCAACCUGCCGAAAGGCGACUUUUACAAGGUGCUGCAGCCGCUGGCCCACGGUCGUGUUGUGCAGGGCCUCUUCAACACGCAGGACGAGGCGCUGCACCGGGCCCUGAAGCGGCCGAUUGCGGGCAUCUACUCCAUGACGAACCUCGUGUCGUUUGAGCCGUACGUCGAUACGACCAUUGCAGCUCUCCUCCGACAGCUCGAGGCCCGGUCCGCGGCCGGAACAGGGAUGGUCGACCUCGGCGCGUGGCUGCAGUUCUUUGCGUUUGACGUCAUGGGCGAGAUUACCUUUAGUCGCCGCUUCGGGUUUCUCGACACGGGCCGCGAUGUCGACAGCAUGAUCCGUGACAUUUACGGCUUCUUUGCGUACGGCUCGGCCGUCGGCCAGAUGCCGCUGCUGGACCGGCUGUGGGCCAAGAACCGGCUGGUGAACUGGUUCCUGCCGGCCAAGAACUCGAGCGUCGUGGCGUUUGCCCAGGCGCGGGCCCGGGAGAGGGAGGCCGUCGCCGAAAAGGACGAGGGCGACUCGUACAACAGCCGCGACUUUAUGUCGCGGUUUCUCGAGACGCGCCGCAAGGAUCCCAGCAUCCCGUCCCAUUUCCUGACCGCCUGGACGACGUCCAACGUGCAGGCCGGCAGCGACACGACGGCCAUUCUGCUCCGCGCCAUUGUCCAUUUCCUGCUGACCAGCCCGGCCUCCCUCCAGAAGCUCAGGGCCGAGCUCGACAGCGCCCGCCACGCGGGCCACUUGGGCGCCGCCUCCACAAACGGCAUCGUCUUCUGGAAAGAAAGCCGCGACCUGCCCUACCUCGACGCCUGCAUCAAGGAGGCCGGCCGGCUGCACUCGCCCGUCGGGCUGGCCAUGGAGCGGGUUGUCUCGUCGGCCAAGGGACUCGAGGUCUGUGGCACCCAUCUGCCAAAAGGCACCGUCGUCGGCCUCAAUCCCUGGGUCGUCCACCGCGACCCGCGCAUCUUUGGCGACGAUGCCGACGAGUGGAACCCAGACCGAUGGAUGCGACCGAAAGACGAGACCCGGGCGGCCAUGGAGCGGUCCCUGUUGACGUUUGGCGCGGGCCAUCGCACAUGUUUGGGCAAGAACAUUUCCUACCUCGAGAUCUACAAACUGAUUCCCACGCUGUUUGCCAAAUACGAUAUCACCUUUGCUACUCCCGACGAGUGGAAGCUCGUCAACCACUGGCUCGUCUUCCAGCAGGGGCUCAACGUCCGCAUCCGUCGCCUGCUCCGUCGUGUAGCUCGCCGUCGCGGCGUCAAACUUGGUCGUCUUGCCGUCCAUGCGGUCGCCCUCGGAAACCGCAAAGUGGAUGGGCUCAAACGCGGCAAAGAAAUCGCCGGGGCCGGCCUUUACGGGGACCAAGUCCUCGACGAGCCACGCGACGGACUGGCCGCACAUGGAGGACGCCGUGGGGACGUCCUUGUCGAAGAAUUGGUCGGUGCGGUUGAGGUUGGACCAGUUGCUGACGUUGGCAGAUUGGUUAGCAUGGACAACGAGCAACGUCUCUUGGACACGCCCUCUCCCUCGCACGCGCCCUCGACUCACAUGUUGACAAUGUCGUCCUGCACAAUCGACACGCGCACGCGCACGCUCUCCCCCGCCGCCACGCUCGCAAUCUUGACCGCGUACACCUUGCCGCUGAACUCGACAAACGGCACGUGCUGCUGCGUCCCGUUCUCGUACACCGUCGCGUAG